Messenger RNA from Ostrea edulis (European flat oyster), 10094 nucleotides. RefSeq lists its product as uncharacterized. The record is from RefSeq and is a predicted model, not a curated record. The coding region runs from base 1991 to 4723 and encodes 910 amino acids. NCBI's taxonomy places the organism in Eukaryota, Metazoa, Mollusca, Bivalvia, Ostreida, Ostreidae. The transcript is spliced from 5 exons.
UGUAUACAUACAAGGUGUAAUGCUCCAUGUACAUGUAUCUGGUUCACCACAACAGCUCUGACACAUAGUUGUACUUCUUUAAGGCAAUUGCGUACUUUUUGAGAAGAUAUUGGACGGUCAUGGACACUAUUUGUUUGUCUUGCCGUUGACGUAGCUGAUUUCAAUCUGUUGAUCUCUGGUUGUGACACGUGACUUGGGCCAUCGAUGAUAUCCCGAUCACUUUUUGUUUGAUUGAUUUUUUGCCCAAAUCUUUCGAAUUGUUGCAAGUUGUCCAUGAAAGUGAUGUGCCACCUAUAAUGGAAAAAAUAACCUCUGAUGCAAGUUGCCAAAGAAAUUAUAGAGAAAUUUUGAGGACGAGAUAAAUAGUGAAACAAAGUGAAUACAACCUGCCGUAAGGACAAUCCAGACGCCAACAUUCCCACGCCUCUCGCUCUUUCCUCAAUAGUCAUUCUGCCCAUUUCAUGUGGUUUUACAUUGAGACGAUUAUCAAGGAAUUAUACUAGUUUUAAAACGUAGCCGAUUAUAUGAAGCACGCGCUGCAAAUAACCGAUUUCUUGUUUUGAGGUUUUGUUACGGGUUAUUGAUUUCUAUCGAUGAUUUUUUAUUUUUUUCCCCCUGUACUGUGUUAGAGAGACACAUCGAGUACAAAACUGUCAACAAGUGGUAUUAUUAUGUUCUGUCAUUUUCAAAUUAUUUCUUUUAUCAGGAUGAACACUUAGAAGUGUUAAAUGUAUAUAUAGUCUAUUAUUGUAUUUAUUCAUUAUCAAGAUUGUGAUAUAUAUUUGUAUGAAUUAUUUGUGCAUGCGUGAAUAUUGUUUUUGAUUGCUUGUUUAAUAUGGUCUCUAUGUUGUGUUUACACCAAAUGAGAAAAAUAAAACUUGUCUCGUCAAACUUGUUAAGUGUACAUGCCCAUUUCUUUAGAGAGUUUGAAUAGUUUUUUUUAUCAACCGAUCAAUGGAUUUGUACAGAGUUUUUAAAAAUCCCUGUAUGUGAAACUCAAAAGGAAUAUUAUGUCAUUUACAUUGCAGACGACAUGGUGUGUAUGUAUUCAAGGUGCACUCAAGCUCAAUAUAUUUUCUCGUGAAAUCUAAUUUAGCAUGAACGAAAGUGACUUUGAAGAAGGAAGAAUUGAUUUUGAGAUGGAUUCUGAAAUGAAAUGGAGAGGAUAUAGAAAACAAGAAGGGAAAAGAGGAAAUCGAGGGGAGGUUGUGUACAUUCCAAUAUCUAGUGUUUACACGUCAUCUCAAUCAGAUACAGAUCCGGAGAAGGACAGGGAAACUGAAGAACACGAUUUUGAAAACCCAAUGGCACAGACAGCUGUACCUGACAUCGAGAAAAAGAAGAAACUAUGUAUCAACGAGAAGUAUUAUUCAUUGAAUCGUAUGCAAAGAGAAAAGUUUGUUGAGACAAACAAGGCAAUAUCAGUUCUAAACUUGUUGAAGACUGGCAACCUAAUUGCAGUUACUGGUCUUCCUGGAGAAGGUAAAAGUACGACAGUGGCCAGGUGUCUGGAGUGUCUUGGUGAAGCAAUGAAUCUUCCGAUAAAAUACAUUCGUCGACGACAUCAGCUUUUCAACAUCAGCACAGAUUAUAGGGGAUUUGUUGUGGUCGAUGGACCGCUUGAUCGCAUUUCUCACGAUCCACAGUUCAACAUAUUUCUUUCUCAUUUGCGGAAAUACAUUCAUCGAAUAAAACGAUUCCGUUACAGUAAAGUUGUAAUUGUAAUACAGAAAGAAGUAUUAAAGUUUUUGAAUCUGCAUUAUCGAAACCACACCUGGAUAAAUGAAUUUUUGACGUUUGACAUGUCUGUUCCUACUCUGUCCCAGGAGGAAAAAAGGGAACUUUUGCAAGGAAAAAUCGGAAACAGUACCGCAGAAAUAGAAGAGAUUGUUUCAUACGAUCAGAGAGUCUAUGGGUUUCCAGAUUCUUGUCGCAGACUAAGUUUUUGCGAAACUGAAACUAGGGAUGAGUUUUUGAAAAUGUCUAUUGAAUGGAUACCGUGUCAUUAUACCCACUCGCACUAAUUGCUAUGCAAAAUGGAAAGAUAGAAUAUCGACACAUUCAGCAUACAGACGAUAAUCAGCAACGUUCAAACCGCAUACUUCAGCUUCUAACAAGCAGCAAUGAAAGAAUUAUAUAUUCUUAUACGCUGCUCUCUGAUAUUGUGGAGGCAUUGAGUGAAGUUUAUCUAUUUGAUGACAAAUCUAACUUUCAAUACUGCUUUGUCGAUGAAAAUGUAGGUGAGGCAGUCCAUAAAUUGCUCUUUUCCAGGAAUCCUUGGAGGUAUAUCGAAACUUGCCCCCUUUCUAGAUUAGAACAUCUGUCCAAUAAUAAGGACUACCGUAAGUCUAUGGUUGGGCCCAUUUUCGAGUGGUUAUGCGAAAGAAUCAUUCGAGAACUUAAAGACAAUCAUACAGAUGACUUCUUUUCCCUUAUGUGGAGAUUUUCUUUAUGGAAUGAUGAUCGUUUCAUAAACAACAUAAUGCCUGUGCUUCCUAAGAUUCUUAAAGCUUUAAGUGCAUCGGAUUUUUCGAGAUUUUUGGGCCAUUCCGUCACCACAAGAAAUGACUCACUUAUUUCGUUGUUGCUAAUACAUCUGCCUCAAGUAAAGUAUUCCAAGAAAAUGGGACUAAUAUUUACGUCGCGGAACACCUGUGGUAUAUUCGACAAUGGUAUACCAUGCACUUGUGGUGUCUGUCUUCUGAAAAGGAACAAGGAAAACAAAUGUAUUCAGGCAAUGGAUAUAGUAGUCAAUUCGAAAUCAAAAUGCCUCGACAAAUUUGGUCAAUUCUCUGCCCCAGAUGAAAAUUUUGCAGGGUCCAAUGUACCUGUACUCGCAAUGAAUCUCCUGACACUAAACAUCAAACAAAAUGUUUUUGAAACUCGCUGCAAGGAAUUGCUCCCAGAAUUUGAUGAUGAUACUGAUUCCGAGAGAUUGGAUGAAUUUUCGAAAACAUUACGAAUGAAAAAUACCACUUAUCGUCUGCUCUGCUCAUAUUUGCUUUAUGAUAAUUCUGAACAGUUUCACAACACUUAUGUUGAAUUGUGUGAAGAAACGAAGUGUGACUGGUAUAUCAGGGUAGCAUUUCAAUUUGCCGAUAAAAAAUGGAUUCAUUCUCUUUGUGUACAACUUCCAUAUUUACCUCAAAAUAUCUCUUCAAUGCUUAUAAAAUCAGAAAUUGAAAGAAGAUGCAAGCUAAAGUUAUCUGAGCAUUGCAAUGUUGUCUCUGUCGCUGUUGGCCGUCAGGCACAUCAGCCAUUGAGAUGUAUAAGCACUGUUUUAGCUGUCGUUGAAGAGGGAGGAAAUCAGAAUGUCGACAAGGAUGAAUUUUAUGGACUUUCAGUUGUUAUUCGUAAAGUUUAUGAAGUUAAUUCAGAAGCAGAAUCUCUUUUGGAGCAUGAAGAAGAGAACACACACGAAAUGCAUACAAAGCUGAGUGGAGACAGACUUGGAGAACUUUUUGACUUCCAUUCGAACUUAACAUUGGUUAAUUUUUCCAGUGUUAAAUCGGUAGGAUAUGAAUCUAAAGAACGAAAAUUGGAACGAACGGCAUGCGUCGUACUUUAUUGCCAAGUUAAAAACUUUCUUCCGUUCGGGGAAUCUGAAUUUCCCAAAUCAAUUGAUGGAUACCCAGUUGAUGUGCGAGAGGCGAUGUGUACAUUUGCUUCGAAUUCAUCGUGCAUUGGUGACCAUAUUGGUAGUGAUAACAUUACGAAAUCGGGUACUUUAGGAGCAUUUAUUGAUCUACCUGGUAAAACAGGGUUCCUCACCUGUGCACAUGUACUUUAUUCCACGGAGCAUUUAAAACGGCGUGAUUUCAAAACAGUGUCUGAAAAAAUUCAAAUCUAUGUAACAGAUAAAAGGCAAGCGCACCACAAUAGAAAAAUAGGAGAAGUACAAACUGCUACCUUUUCUCACGGUGACCCCAAUAAAACGAGUGUUGAUGCUGCAUUGGUUGAAAUGGUUGAGAGAUGCCAGAUUGAUGCUCAGUUUUCUGAAACAUACACAGAUGAUCAGUUGAGAAAUGCAGGAUUUCCAGAGGCAACAAAACCAUCUUUUACAAAUGGUGAAAUUGAGAAAAUAUCGCGUGCCAAUUUCCGCAAUGACGUAAUAAAAGUCGGUGCAGAAAGUGGUCUUACGAUCGGACGCCUUCGAAAAGGAACGUCGAAUGCCAAACUUCUGAAUAACAUUAAGGUGAAAAUUGAUCCCUCGGCUGAUUUUGCUCCACUUUUCUUCAAUCAGUUUGAAGUUCUUCCUCAAAUGUUACCAUCAGUCGUAUCGGAUACUCAAGAACCCUUUCUAACUAACGGGGACUCUGGUGCAUUUAUCUUUGUAGUGAAAAAUGAUGAUCCUCUGCUCUUUAAGGCUAUAGGGAUGGCCAUCGCUGUCACAUCGUAUGGUUCAUGUAUUAUGACCCCAAUUCAUCCUGUGUUGAACUCCUUUAAUCUUUCUUCGGACUCAUUAUUAAAAUUUGAAUCCAGAGAGCAAAAUGAUUCUCAAAAUAUUACUAUCACAAACUUGCAAAAUGCUCUUGAAAAUAUGCAAUUGAACAUCAUAAGAAGAAUGGGAGAAUUCCAAGACAAAUUGACGAGCGACAUGGCAGCGUCUAACACUACAAUGAAUCGAAGAUUGGAUUCUGUAGACAGCAAAUUAGACGACUUUAAUCAACGAUUGACUCAAACAGAGGAAAAUGUGAAGAAAAUUUCCCAAGCAGAAAAAUAGAAGAGAGUGAAUUACUGCAAUUUGGCACAUUCUUUUCCUUUCCAAUUUUACAAAAGCGAAUAUGCUACCAUGAUUAUUUCGUAUCUUCAUUUCACAACUGAUAAAUUGUAAAGAAUUCACAAAUCUAUAAUUUCAUUAUGGCAUCUCUACAGUUUUCUGGUCUGCUAUCAGAACUUUUCAGACAUGUAAAUAAAACGAAAAAGGUAAAAGUAUUUCUCUCAUAUCUACGUAUAUAAGAUACAGAUAUUCUAUGAAAGAAAGGUAUGUAAGAUAUUUCUAUUUUACAUAUCCCGUGAUGUCAUAAUCAAUACACAACUAGCCUGCAACUUACCUCGAUUGACGAACACUAGCUUCUGAAAAAGUCUUGUACAAAAAAUGACAGAUUGUAAUGUCCUUGAUAAUCUCCAGGUGUAUGUGACGGGACACAAAAAUACAUAUUCCCUGAACAAUUACUGCACACUCAACAACAGUCACAAAUUCCUCACACAAAGGCUGUCGGGUACAUCUAUGUCAUCCGGUGCAUUAUGCCAGUUCACAGAAACCUAGCCCACACGGUUUAUUAGUUCUAGGCCUACCUCCACAUUCACUCUGUCAAUGUCUACUGUCCCUAUAGGCCUAUGUGUCUCAGCUGAAAUAAGUGCUUUCAAUGUCCAUGAGACUCGAGUCCUUGCACGCUUGGAAAACGAAAGUCUAGCCAUAUCCACCAACAAAAACCACUUGGAAUCUCUCUUCACACACUCGUCAUUAAAUAACUGCUCAAUUAAUAUCAAUGCUCCUCUAAAAAAAAACCGUGCAGUUGUGGAUUCAUAUUCUGAUUAGGUCUGUCAAAAUGUUUCGCGCUGAUGGACUGUCGAGUUACGUCACGCAUCACCCUGAUUAUUGAUUUAUUCAAAGAGGAAUAACUCUAAUACAAUUCACUUAUACAUUCGUCGGCCGAUUUUUUGUCGGCAACGUAGUUGCCAAAUUGAAGGUCGUAGAUUUCGAUUCUGGUGUUAUUUUCAAUGUACGGCGAAAAAUUAAUUAAUUGGAAAAUUUUCAAAAUGGCGUCGCUAGGCACAAUGAAAACGGAUUUUUCUAGAAAUAUGAGAGAAAAAUACUCUCUUAUAAGUAGCCAUGAAAUAUUAAGGUGAUUCCACCCUCGGGGUUGCAAAAAAGCUGUAAAACCCUCGGCAAAACCUCGGGUUUCACAGCUUUUUUGCAACCCUCGGGUGGAAUCACCUUAUAUUUCAUGGCUACUCAUAAGUGAGUCUUAUAAUCCUUUCACACUGUAUACAGUAAAUUGAAGUUAGUUUACAGUAAACGGACCGGUCAACAGGGGAUAUUGACUCCUUCAAGAUAUCUGAUCCCACCUCUGGUGUGUCAAGGGCUUCAUGCUUGCUAUUCUUUUAAUUUGGUAUUCUUUAUAGGAUUUAUGAGAUUGAUCACUGUUCGUUGUUUUCACUGUUCUUGUACAGUAAGUUGACGUUUUUGCACAGUAUAUUAACGUCUGUGUAGUAAAUUGACUUCUGUGUAUUAAUUGACCUCUGUGUAUUAAUUGACUUCUGUGUAUUAAUUGACGUCGGUGUAUUAAUUGACUUCUGUGUAUUAAUUGACGUCGGGGUAGUAAAUUGAUGUAUCUACAGUGAAUUAACAUUUGUGUACUGUACAUUGCCGUACUGGAAGCUGAUAGGAUGGCAUUGCAAUAUAGCAGUCUUGAAGCAAAGUUUAUGGUGAUGGCAAAAUACACCAGUAUAUCAUAUCAAAUACCUGUUAGAAAAUUGGAAUUCUUUUACUUAAUGAAGAUAUAUGUAUUUUAAAAAAAUAGUUAAUUUUACCUUUGAUAUGAAAUUUUCAGUAACAUUUCAUGUCAAACAAAUGAUGUAUGUAUGAAAGGUGAAGAUAACGAACGGUGAUCAAUCUCAUAACUCCUAUACGAAAUGGAUAGUUGGGAAAACACGGACCCUGGACGCACCAGAGGUGGGAUCAGGUGCUCAGGAGGAGUAAGCAUCCCCUAUCGACCGGUCACACCCGCCGUGAGCCCUAUAUCUUGAUCGGGUAAACGAAGUAUUAUAUUCCUGUUGUUAAUGAUUAGAUGAAAUAUGAAAGCAUGCAAUUACAAAAGCAUUCGCUACUAUCAAAUUUAAGAAUCAGUUUUGGUUUGAUGCAAGGUGAAGAUAACGAACAGUGAUCAAUCUCAUAACUCCUACAAGCAAUACAAAAUAGAUAGUUGGGCAAACACGGACCCCUGGACACACCAGAGGUGGGAUCAGGUCCCUAGGAGGAGUAGGUAUCCCCUGUUGACCGGUCACACCCGCCGUGAGCCCCAUAUCCUGAUCAGGUAAACGGAGUUAUCCGCAGUCAAAUCAGUGUGCCAAGAACGGCUUAACAAUCGGUAUGAAACACGUCAGACAGCAUUUGACCCAAUGCGAGGUUGUAUUGACGAACUAGAUCGUUAUAACGACCAUAGAAUUUGCGAAAUGCUGACUUCAAUCGAGACUGUUGAAAUCCCUGUACCAUCAACUUGUUUGUCAGUAGCUUACCUCGACUCAAAAACCGACCAUACCCAGAACAAGCUCUUGCAUAUCGAAUCAGUUGAGAUAUAUAAACACCAUAUGCAGGUGAUAAUGGAAUAUUGCUACAUAAAUGUGGGAAGUUGACGAUGGAGAAGCUGAAAUCAUCCCGUUUGUCAUACAGUUGAGUUGUCAGUUUGCCGUUAAUGUCUACUUUCAAUAAAAUAUCUAAGUAUGAAGCAGAAGUGGACGACUCUGUGGUGUCCUUUAUUUCGAGCUCACAGGGAUAUAUCAAAUCGACAUAUGAAUGAAAGCUAUCAUUGUUAAUAGACAAAACGUCGUCGAUAUAUCUAAAAGUCGAAUUGAAGGUCACAGCGAGAGAUUUCUUCUUACCACGUAGAAGUUUUUGAAUAAAUUCUGCUUCAUAUGAAUAUAAAAACAGGUCAGCUAACAAAGGAGCACAAUCCGUGCCCAUGGGAAUUCCAACAGACUGUUGGAAGACCUGAUCACCAAAGACCACGAAGAUAUUGUCAAUGAGGAACUCUAGCAUAUUUUUUAUUUCAACUUCAGAGUACUUGUGCGUGGAAUCAGAGUGGUGUUUAACAAAGUAAGUUUUUGAAUGACUGAUCACUAGAUAUGAAUAUUUCCGUUUUCCGUUUUUGUUGAAGAAGCAACUGUCUAUGAUGUCAAAAAGUCUAGUCUUUAAUUUAUCGUGAGGAAUGGUCGUGUAUAGCGUUGAAAAGUCAUAGGUUUUAAUGCUAUUGAUUUGGGAAAAAUUCUGUGAUUUCAAGUUUACUAAAAGUUCUUUAGAAUUUUUUAGAAUCCACAUUUGAUUAACACCACUUCUGGCAUAUGUAGUCGCACAGUAAGUUUGAAGUUUCUCCUUCACAGCUGUUAACAUUUUCGUGAGGAGCAAAGAUAGGGGCUUGGUAGAGCACUUACUGGAUCCAGCAGUGUAUCUUUGUUUGUAAGGGUUUUUAUGUAGUUUAGGAAUCCAGUAUAGGUCAAUCUUGGAAUGAAUUUGCUAAUUGUUCUGCGCAUGAUGAUAACAUCACUCAAGAACACUUGUCUUCUGUUCUGUGGUAUAAGGAGAACAUAAAGGUAAAUAAUAAAGUAAUAUUUUUGAAGGCAUGGAGUGAAAGUAAUACCAAAUUUCUUAAUUCAUUAUUUAGAAAGAAAUUUUCUACUAACGAUCAUAUAUUUUCAUUAUAUGUUUUACAAUACUUGUUCAAAGGCACUGGGAAAACAUUAUUUUACGCGUUCGUUGAUUUCGAAAAAGCUUUUUGAUUGGGUGUGGCGGAUUAAUCUCUGGAUUAAACUUUUGAUGAGCAAUGUUGAUGGUAAAUGUUUUAGAAUAAUUAACAACAUGUAUAAAUGUAUUAAAGCAAAGAUUAGAUUGAAUAAUAAUUUUUCUAACGAAUUUCCCUGCCAAUUGGGAGUCCGACAAGGGGAAAAUUUGUCACCUUUUUAUUUUCCGUUUACUUGAAUGACCUUGAAAAAGUUUUCUUAACAAUAGGUGCUGUUGGACUUCCGCUUGUGGAAGAGAUACCUGAAAAUGAAAUUCAAAUCUAUGUCAAGUUACUUUGGUUACUCUAUGCUGAUGAUACGAUUAUUUUAUCACAAACUGAAAAAGACUUGCAAUAUAAACUUGAUAUUUUUUAUGACUAUUGUGACAAAUGGCGUCUAAAGGUUAAUGUAGAAAAGACAAAAAUAAUGGUUUUUGGUAAAAGAAAUGUAUCAUGCUACAAUUUCAUAUAUGACUGUAAAACUAUUGAAAUUGUUGAUGAAUUCAAGUAUCUUGGUAUAUUUGUUAAUAAAAAUGGUUCAUUUACCAAUAAUAUAAUAUAUCAAUAUGACAAAGCAACUAGAGCAAUGUUUGAUGUGCUAAAAAAAAUGUAAGCAAAAUAACAUAUCAACCAAAUGCCAACUUGACCUUUUUGACAGAAUUAUACAACCGAUUUUAUUGUAUGGUUGUGAAUUUUGUGGGUUUUUUCAAGUUUUUACACUUCCAUAAUUGAAAAAUUACAUACUCUAUACUGUAAAUAUAUACUUAAAUUAAAUCAAAAUACCCCGAAUUAUUUUAUUUAUGGAGAACUUGGAAGAUAUCCUUUAUUUAUAAAUAUUAAAACAAAAAUAAUCAAAUUUUGUUCAAAAAUUAUUUUAUCAGACAAUAGAAAAAUUACAAAAAUUAUGUAUUCACUUAUAUGUAAAGAUGAUAAUAACCCUUGGAUAAAAUGCAUUUGAAACAUUUUAAAUGAGUGUGGAUUGUGAUAUGUAUGGGAAAAUGAAGGUUUUGUUUUUAAACACAGACUGGUUAAAUGCAAAGGUAUUACAAACACUGAAGGAGCAAAGUAUACAGAAAUGGAAUGAACUUUUAUGUAAUUCGUCAAAAGCAAUUAAUUAUUCCAUCUUUAAAAAUUAACCAAAUUUUGAAUUUUACUUAGAUGAACUUUCUAAAAAUAAAAGAGAAAUACUCUGUAGAUUUAGAGCAUCAAAUUUUAGAUUACCUGUAGAGACAGGACGAUGGUUAAACAUUCCAAGAAAUGAAAGAGUAUGUAUGCACUUUAUGUAAUAAUAAUGAUUUGGCUGAUGAGUUCCAUUAUUAUCUAUAUGUACUGAUGAAACUAUUAAGAAAUCAAGAUUGGAAAACUUAGAUAGAUAUUAUACAAAUAGACCAGAUAGAUAUAAAUUUAAACAGCUUCUUAAUUGUAAAAAUAUUAUUGUACUUAAAAGAUUAUGCAAAUUUUUAAUGGUUAUAAGGGAGAGGGCAUGUCCUCCAUGUUAACUGCAUGCUAUGUACAAUAUUGUAUUAUAUAUUACGAAUUACUUCUCUACAAUACACAUGUUGUAUUUAUUUGAGAAUAAAUAAUUUUGUUGUCGUU